Paramecium octaurelia is the source of this 779-nucleotide messenger RNA. The record is from the annotation of a GenBank genome assembly. Lineage: Eukaryota; Ciliophora; Oligohymenophorea; Peniculida; Parameciidae.
GUUUAAAUGGCUAACAGAGAAUAUGAUUAUUUGUUCAAAUUAGUUAUUAUAGGCAACAGUGGAGUCGGAAAGUCUGCUCUUUUAUUACGAUUUGCAGAUGAUACCUUUAGUGAAAACUACAUUACAACCAUUGGAGUUGAUUUUAGAUUCAAAACAUUAAAAGUAGAUAAUAAAGGCUUAAAAUUGCAAAUAUGGGAUACUGCUGGAUAAGAGAGAUUUAGAACAAUUACUAAUGCUUAUUAUAAAGGAGCUGAUGCGUAAUUUGUAUAUAAAUCAAAAUUAGAAUUGUUAUUGUCUAUGACACAACAUGUUAACAGUCCUUUGAUGACAUUGAAAAGUUUUGGUUGAAUGAAAUCGAGAGUUAUGCUGAAAAAAAUGCAGAACUCUUGUUAUUGGGAAACAAAUCAGAUUUAAGUACAAAAUAGGUUUCAAGUGAAAGAGUUCAAGAAUAUGCUCAAAAAAGAAACAUGAUGUUCUUUGAAACUAGUGCUAAGACUGCUGAUGGAGUAGAAGAAGCCUUCAAAAAAAUGGCUAUCAAAUUAAUGGCUAAAAGAGAUUAACAAGUUUAAGAAAAAAAAAAUAAAAGAAAAUAAUAAAGAGUAAAUAAUCAAUUUGAAUUAUUAGUAAUCCUCGUCAUCAUCACAAAGAACAGAAGAUCUUUCAAACUCUAGUGAAAGGAAAUAAGAAGAAGAACCAAAAAAUGUUAACUUGUGGUCAAAACAGACUACAGAAAAGGCCAAAUAAGAUUAGUAAUGCUAAUGUUGAAUAUAAAAAUCAAU